AUGGCGUGCAACCCAUUACCAUUCAAAGGAGAAAUUGAUCCUAUAGCAUGUCAAAGGUGGAUUGCAAGUACUGAAGCGGUGUUCAUAAGGAGUCAUUGUGAAAAGGAGGAUCAAGUGAUGGUUGCCACCGGUUUGCUACAACUCCGAGCUAAAGACUGGUGGGAUGCUUAUAGUAAAGAGAUUGGAGAAGACAAAGUUCAAGUCUUGACAUGGCAAGAGUUCAAGGAACCUUUUCUAAAGUACCACUGUCCACAAUCUGCCAUUGACAAGAUCCGAGAAGAUUUCUUACAUCUUCGUCAGAAAGAUGAAACCAUUGAUGAAAUCACCAACAUUUUUCUUGACAAGCUGAAAUUCUGUAAAGGUAUAGUAGGAACGGAAAGGAUGAAGAUAAACCGCUAUCACGGUAUGUUGAAGGCUGAAUAUCGGGAGUUCAUAAUUCCCGCUAAAUGUGAAACUUUGAAUGAGCUCAUUGACUUGGCCCGAGAUAGGGAGAUUGAAUUAAGAAGACAGGCAGAAAGAGGCGAAAAGAGAGUGUUUGAGAAUGCUGAGUGUCCCAAGCUUCAACAGAAGACUGAUAAGGAAGCAAGAAAGGAGGAAGCCCCAAGAGCUAAGGGGAGGAUGUUUCAGAUCACGACUGAAGAGGCUAAGGACCUCCCGAAUGUUGUAUCAGGUAUAUUCUCAUUGAACUUGAUGCCUACGUACGUGUUAUUUGAUACUGGAGCUAGUAGAUCGUUUGUAUCAAGCGAAUUAGUGUCCCACCCCUCUUUUAGAAUCGAAAGAAUGCAUGUGCCUUUAAAAGUAGAGAUAGCCGAUAGUAAGAGUUAUUUGUUGCACGAAGUUUGUAGAAAUUGCGAAAUUAUCAUUGAAGACGAGAAGUUUGCUAUUGACCUUAUUCCCAUGGUAUUGGGGGAAUUUAAGGUUAUAGUUGGCAUGGAUUGGCUAGCUAAACAUCAUGCCGAAAUUCAAUGUGAGAAAAAGGUGAUUCAUGUGCUAACACCGGGAGGAAAACGAGUAAGUAUACAAGGGGAAAGGAAUAUUAAUUCGAAGCUUUGUUCUAUAGUUCAAGCAUACAAGUAUGUACGAAAUGGAAGCAAGGCAUUUCUAGCCUACGUGGUGGAUACUAAGCAGAAUACCCCUAAGAUUGAAGAGGUUGAAGUCGUGAAUGAGUUUCUUGAUGUUUUUCCGGAAGAUUUGCCGGGGCUUCCACCAGAACGCGAAGUGGAUUUUAAGAUUGAAUUGUAUCCCGAUGCCAAACCCGUAGCCAAGGCUCCUUAUAGGUUGGCCCCAACUGAAAUGCGGGAGUUAAUGGUACAAAUACAAGAAUUGCUCGACAAGGGAUUUAUACGCCCGAGUGUAUCGCCAUGGGGAGCGCCUGUUCUUUUUGUUAAAUAG
This is a messenger RNA of Helianthus annuus (common sunflower), 1392 nucleotides long. RefSeq lists its product as uncharacterized. The record is from RefSeq and is a predicted model, not a curated record. Gene Ontology annotation, biological process: proteolysis. NCBI's taxonomy places the organism in Eukaryota, Viridiplantae, Streptophyta, Magnoliopsida, Asterales, Asteraceae. Bases 1 to 1392 code for a protein of 463 amino acids. Gene Ontology annotation, molecular function: aspartic-type endopeptidase activity. The transcript is spliced from 2 exons.